Molecule: messenger RNA, 807 nt
Organism: Moneuplotes crassus
Lineage: Eukaryota; Ciliophora; Spirotrichea; Euplotida; Euplotidae
Source: the annotation of a GenBank genome assembly
UGUAUAGACAUAAUGAAGCCUCACAGUUUCAUAAUAGUUGGAUGAUCUUUGAAUUGCAUUCAGGCAUUAGGAAGACCAAUUCUGCUAAAUUGUACAAUAUAUUUUACAUGCUUGUAAGAAUUGUGUUAGUCGGAAUUGUCAUUCUACUCAGUUCAUCUGAUGAACCAAAGCACAUCACCUUACAAGGGGCAGAUCUCUGGGUCUAUUACAUUGAAUUCUUAUUAUUUUUCAUUGUGAAUAUUAUCUGAAGUGCUUAUCUGAUAUUCUGAUGGCCGUUUGAGACUAGAGCUAACAACAUAAUUGAAUGUUGUAAUCAGGUUUGCUACACACUAAUCAUUGUCCCACUGCUGUUUUUAAAAUCUGAGUCAGAUUGGUCAAAAACAGGCGAAGAUCUCUACGUGUUUGGCCUUUUAAUUCCGACGAUUCUGUCAAUCCUUGUUAGCUUGUUGUAUUUGUUAACCUUAAUAAUUGAAAAAUGACUCAAAUAUCCAAAGAAGAAGGUUGUAAAUGCAAGAUCUAAAGACUACCUGAAAGAGGAGUCUAAGGUGAGCGGUCUGUCAAAGUCUCGUCUUGAAAAACCUGCUACAAAGAUCAGUGAUGCUGAAUUAAGAAAUGCAGCAAGGGAAUUUCAUAUAAGUCGAGCAAUCAAUAAGAGGAAAGAUACUGAAGAUUAACUGAUUUAAAAUUUCUUAAAGUGAGAAAACAGUCACAUCGACUAUGGUUAACGACUUAUACAGUUUAGUAGAUCGUUUGGCUAAUUUUACUCACAUAUUAAUAUAUAGUGGCUUUGGUAAUCUCUUUAAAAUC